Messenger RNA from Cloeon dipterum, 934 nucleotides. RefSeq lists its product as uncharacterized. Lineage: Eukaryota; Metazoa; Arthropoda; Insecta; Ephemeroptera; Baetidae. The coding region runs from base 42 to 917 and encodes 291 amino acids. The transcript is spliced from 7 exons. Gene Ontology annotation, cellular component: plasma membrane. Gene Ontology annotation, biological process: detection of chemical stimulus involved in sensory perception of smell; sensory perception of smell. Gene Ontology annotation, molecular function: odorant binding; olfactory receptor activity. The record is from RefSeq and is a predicted model, not a curated record.
CAGACAGCCUUAGUGAACAAUUCAAUUCGGCAGAAAGGAAGAUGCGUGAGCACUCGAAGAGACGCAUAUUUCGCUUUAAUUUUAUUUUAUAUUCGUACAACGUGACUGCCUAUGCGGUCAUAUUCAUUCUCGCUGUUGUAAGGUGCGUGAAAAUAGCCUACUGCGACGACAAGACGCGGCUUACGGAGCACGAAUUCUGUGCGCACCUCAGCACACCGCUAUACAUCUACGAUUUUUGGUGGUUUUCAGAUCCGAUGGUCUUGCCAACGUUCUAUUAUUUGUAUGCGUUUAACAUUUCAAUGAUCGGAGUCUACUACUCAAUUUUCUGCGCGUCUGACUCGUUCAACUGCAGCGUUUUCGUCGCACUGGCCGAACGGUGCAAAUUUUUGGCACAAACCGCACCGAAAGCUCUGCUACCAGAUCGAAGAGGCCAAAUCACACCGUUUUUCGCAGCUUGGAUCAAAUACCAUCAACAAUAUCAAGAGUUGGUUUUGAGCGGAAACAAAAUUUUUGGGCCAGUCGUUUUUGUUACUCACGUGUUUGCAGCUCUCAACGCGAUGGUUUACACCUUCCUUGCGAUAAACGAUUCGGAGGACACAAUCAGAAGUUUGAGCAUGGCAAAUUUACUCGGGCUGGCAAUUCAAUUCUACAUGUACGCGUACGCCGGGCAGCAAAUAAUAAACAAGAGUGAAGAGUUGAGCAGAGCAACCCUGACCGCGAGUCAAGUGGCCUCAGGCGCGUACAGCGACGGCCCUGCCAGAAGCGCCCUUUGCGUCGUCAUGGCCAGGUGCUGCGGCUCAAAAAACGACGAAAUCAGCGGACUCGGAUAUUUCAACAUCUCCAUGCGUUUUUACGCCAGGAUCAUGAGUGUGUCCGCAACGUAUAUCCUUUUCACGCAACAACUGAACAGCAAGUGAAAUAUUUCAGAAUAAAA